Molecule: messenger RNA, 946 nt
Organism: Syzygium oleosum
Lineage: Eukaryota; Viridiplantae; Streptophyta; Magnoliopsida; Myrtales; Myrtaceae
Exons: 1
Coding region: 343-765 (140 amino acids)
Source: RefSeq, a predicted model, not a curated record
AGAAAAUACAAAAAAAAUAAAAAUAAAUUAAGCAUAAAAGCCAAAUUCAUAUUAUAUAUAAAUAUGGAGCUUGCAAAACAGUGUGUUCCCCCACAAGCAUCCCCCCACCACCACCACCACCACCACUUCUACCACCACCUCCCUGUCCUCUCUCUCUCUUCUCUGGCGGCGUACGCGUAGCCGCCGCCCUCGCAGGCUCGCCCCACAAUGCAAGAAGACCAAGAAACACAGCGCUCGCUUCUCUGAGGAAGCACCCGUGAAGAAAAAUCUCACCUUUCUCGCCACUUCCCUGGCCCGAUAUCUCUCUCCCUCGCGCCCAUCUCCGGAAACAGAGGCCGACCCAUGAUUUCCACGGGCACGGCGGUGGUGGGUCCGGCGGUUUUCAGGACCGACUCGAUGGAGAGCGGCGGCUACGGCUACGGCUACGGCGGGGGCGGCGGCUACAGCCACAGGAUGAUGGAGAAGCGGCAGCUGUUCCUGAGGAGCUACCAGUUCAGCAGGAAGAGGAGCUUGAGCGAGCGGAUUCGGAGGUCGCUGCGGCGGGUCAAGCGGGUCGUCUGGUUCAGGCUCCGGUCCGUUCGCCGGUUCAGGAGGCUCGUCUGGGCCAGGCUCUGCAGAUCUGUCCGGCCUCAUGUCCACGGUCGGGGCUGUUCUUGUCUCUACUACUGCAGCGGCAGCAGAGGAAGGAGAAGAAGGUCGAACUUCUUGCGCCUCCUCAAUCCUAGCAGCAGUCACAACAGAAGCUACGACUCCUGCUUCUGGUAGUGCAACCCAAAAAAGAAAGAUGACAUUUUUUUUGCCUUUUUCCUUUGCCCUCCCUUUUUUUUUUCUCAUUUUUAGUCUUCUCUUUCUUUUGCGGUGAUGGUGAUCAGGGGAAAGGAUGGGCGCUUUGCAUGUAAGAUUGAAUCUUGGUGAUAAUUGAUAGGGAUGUGAUGAUUUGCUCUUA